AUGCACGUACUCAUUGUCGGAGGCGGUCUCGGCGGGCUAAGCCUUGCCCAAUGUCUGCGAAAGCAAGGCAUUUCCUUUGAAAUCUUCGAGCGUGAUGAGAAUUCGCACUCCCGUUUCCAGGGAUGGGCUAUUGCCAUCCACAGUAUCAUUGAUCAAAUCACUGCCUCAUUCCCGUCCGAUAUGCCCAAUCUCAAGGAGGCAACGAACCAUCUAGCGCCUCUGGAUCUGCCUGCCCAGAUUGGGCUGUACUAUCCCGGCCGGGAGGGGCGAUUGGGUGUGCAGGACUCACCCGAGCUCCCAAUCAUUCGCGCUGAGCGAAGUCGCCUGCGUGAAUGGCUGUCUACCAACCUCCCUAUCCAGUGGGGCAAGCGGGUCGCUAAGAUCGAACACAAUGAUGACGGCGUGUGUGUCUUUUUCGAGGACGGCACCUCGGCGAAGGGGGAUGUUCUUGUCGGCGCCGACGGGAUUAAGAGCGUGGUUCGGGAGCAUUUGAUUCAGCGCCCCAGCGACGAGGUGCUGAAGCUGGUUCCCCUUGCCGCAAUUGUAGGCGAAUUAGACAUGUCCGGAGACGCCUUCAAGCGCCAGCUCGCUCUCGGUCACAGUGCCUACAUCUACAUCAGCCCGGACCUCGGGUUCUGGAAUUUCGGAGGAUUGCAUCAUGCGAACGCUGACGGUGUCUCCGGGCGCCACUACUGGAUGUACAUGGAGCCCGACGCCAAUGUUGCUGAGUCCGAUCACUGGCUGCAGAAGGCGAGCCAGGCCGAGAAGCAUGAGUACGUCAUGCAAAAGGUAUCAAAGCUGCCCUUGAAGUUCCGCGAGAUCUUCGAGUCGACUCCCGCCAGCGGCAUCAAGCCUGAGCCGCAUAUUUGGCGCGAUCUGGAGCUCGAGAGCCUGCCGGCUGGUCGAGUUAUUCUUAUGGGCGAUGCGGCCCAUGCGAUGACCCCCUUCCGAGGCGAAGGCGGCUACCACACGUUCAUUGAUGCUUUGGAGCUGUCCAAGAUGCUCGGGAAGGUGGAUUCCAGUGACAUCGGGGCGCUUAAGUCCGCGGUUGCCGAGUACAAUGAGGAGAUGCUCGAGCGGGGUGUCGAGGCAGUGCGCAACUCGAGGAAUGAGCAGGGCGCCAGGAAGGCUCAGGACAAGAAGUCUAAGGUGGUGUCGGCGUUGCAAGAGGCCAAGCCCAUCCCUGAGUCGGAGAUCGCUAUAGAGGUCAAAGCUUGA
Messenger RNA from Aspergillus campestris IBT 28561, 1218 nucleotides. Its product is annotated as FAD-dependent oxidoreductase. The transcript is spliced from 4 exons. The coding region runs from base 1 to 1218 and encodes 405 amino acids. The record is from RefSeq and is a predicted model, not a curated record. NCBI's taxonomy places the organism in Eukaryota, Fungi, Ascomycota, Eurotiomycetes, Eurotiales, Aspergillaceae. Gene Ontology annotation, molecular function: FAD binding.